UUUUAUAUACUCUCGCUCUCUCCCUUGCCUUCUUCUUCUCACUCCUCCGUGUUGUCUAUACCUGUGUACACACAACAUGGAACCCAUUUUUAGAUUAGGAUUUUACAAAGUUCAUAUAGUGUCUAUUUCAAUUCUAAAUUAGUAACCUACUUGAAGAGAAACAUUAGGUUGGUUUGGGUAUUCUAGAUGCUUGUCCAGAACGGGUCUUUUCUUCUGAUAGUCUUUUAUGGAUGAAUUAUCAUCAUACGACGGAUAAGUUCUGAUACUAGUAUUAGAAUUACAGGACAGGAGGUAAUUAUUGUUUCUGUAGAGUUGGAAUAUUAAACACAGUGUCAUACUCGAACCCAGAUAAAAGUACAGUGGAGUUGGUCAUUGUUGAUGCAGUGGAUUAGAGGUGGGUUUUUUUAUACCUUACGUUUAUAUCCAACUGAAUUUGUGGAACACCAGCUGUUUUGAUACUAACGAAGAAGACGAGAGUGAGACAUGGCGCCGCAUUGUUAGAUACAGUUCAUCUGUUACGAAGAAUUAACACUGUAUUAUAUAGCUGACGAAUUAUCAUCUUGUGAAGUAUACUAUUAUGAGUCAAUAAAUUUCACUGUGAUUAACACGGGGUUGAACAUCCGGUCAUAUUUCUUUCUUUAGCUGUGGACUAGAGGUGUCCAUAAAUCUGCCAAUCAAGUCAGAAAUUGUCAAUGGAUUUUUGGAUAUUGAUACGUGGGCUGAUGACGUCAACGUGCCCACCAUUUGAGCUUCUUACAACUUCCGUUAAUAGUAGAUAAGUGUUGUUUCCAAAUUAUUUCACACGAAGUGUACGCUGCACUUGCUUCAUUCAAAACAGUUCUUACAUUUGUGCAGUUAUGGGUUGCUGUUAAAUUCACAAGUGUUUGAUAAGCGGCGCCUCACUUGAAGUUCAAAGAAACCUAUAGCUGUUGAGUAAAAUGAUUGUUCCGACACAUAUCUGGAGCCUGGCUUUAUCCGUCCUCAAUCUGGUCUCACAUGUUGCUCUGUCUGACUACUCCUUCAAGUCCCGAUUAUCAGAUUACCGUGACCACGCAUGCGCCCGUGAAUGCGAGGAGGACGGCGCCCCUUUGGUUUGUGAGUACGACUUCAACAUUGAAUACUACUACACCCUGACGCAGGCCUGUUAUGGCUGUCCCUACAACACCACUGACUGCUUCCGGCCACACUGCGUGGCAACGGACGGCGUGUCUCGCGGAGUAAUGACAGUGAACCGGAUGCUGCCCGGACCUGCUAUACGGGUAUGUGAGGGGGACACCAUCGUAGUGAAUGUAAAGAACAUGUUAGAAGGCGGGGAGGGUACUGCGAUUCACUGGCAUGGCAUCCUACAAAGCAAGACCCCGUAUAUGGACGGUGUGGCCAUGUUGACCCAGUGUCCCAUCAGCCAACAUUCCAAGUUUCAGUACAGAUUCAUUGCUGAAACACCUGGGACCCAUUUCUGGCACGCACAUGCAGGUUUACAAAGAGCGGACGGUGUUUUUGGAUCCCUUGUAAUUCGGCAACCAAAGUCACGUGAUUAUCAUUCUGCACUGUACGACUACGAUUUGCCAGAACACUCUAUUUUACUCAACGACUGGAUAGGCGAAAUGGGGGCUCCUCGAUUUGCCGGCCACCAUCACGCCAUGACAGAACACUUACCGGAUUCUAUUCUAAUAAAUGGACGAGCAACUCUCAGAACAUUCCCUCCUCAAUCGAGUGAGGGAGCACAUAAUGGUCAUGGAGGUCACAUGAUGCCGAUGGAAUCCAAUGGACAUCAAAUGACUGGUCACAUGAUGCAUGGUUCUAACGGAAAUCAACAUGCUACCCACAUGAUGCAUGGUUCUAACGGAAAUCAACAUGCUAGCCACAUGAUGCCUGACACGAAUGGUCACCAGAUGACGCAAGAAGGGCAUGGUAAUGGACAUACGCCUAAUACUGACAAUGAGAAUUCCAUGGAUUCCCUUCCUACCACCAACCCAGCAAUGCAAAACAUGCACAGCAUGCAUAGCAUGCAUACGAUGGAAAUGCAAAAUGCACAUGUUGACCACGGCAUGGGUAUGGACGCCAUGCCAAUGAGCACUGUGGACCACAAUAUGCACAACAUGAACUCCAUGGGUAUGACCAAUGGAGAAAGCAAUAUGAACAUGAACAAUGGAGACAGUGAAAUGCCGAGUGGUAUGGAGUCUCUUACAACGCUUUCGAACUCGGAUCUUGAAAUGCUUGUGAACUCAGAACAUCAGAUGCACCAAAUGCAUCAAAUGGCGAUGCGCAGACGUAGAAGUGCCAAUGAAAACACAGUUACUGUUCCAACAACAAGUGAUGAUAGUGAUAAACCCCAGUCACCGAUGCCUGUUCAGACGCCACGUGCCAUUUUCACCGUCAAGCAAGGUCAGCGCUACAGAUUUAGAGUGGCUAGCAAUGGUGUCAACAAUUGUCCUAUCGAGUUUUCCAUAGAUAACCACACACUGACUGUCAUAAGCUCCGAUGGCACGCCUUUUAAACCAGUCCAUGUUCAAUCUUUCAACAUUUUCGCCGGGGAAAGAUACGACUUCAUAUUAAAUGCUGACAAAGAGGCUGGGAAUUUUUGGAUUAGAACUCGCGGUUUAGCUGAUUGUGGUCCUGAGUAUAACUCUGUUAGACAGACGGCUAUCCUUAGGUAUGAGGGCGUUAUGCCUAUGUUUCCAAAGGAGUCUACUGAUUAUGAGGCAGGGGAAAGACCAGGAAUGAAAUUGAAUCCGUUCAAUAAGAAUUCAGAUUUGAACACAAUGAACGUGGAUCGACUGGAGUCCCUAAUUCCCGAUGACAUUUCACUCAAAGUGAAACCAGACAGGGUGUUCUACCUCGGCAUGGAUUUCAAUUUCAUAGAAAAUUAUCGGUUUAACGAUCCUGACUUUUAUCCAUUGCAACACAUGAUGAACAAAGGAGGUCACGCCCAUCACAUGUUUUCUCCUCAGAUCAACAAAAUCUCCUACUCGGCCCCACCUUCGCCUCCACUCACACAAUACACUAAGGAUAUGGAGGACAGUUUUUGUGAUGAAGACUCAUUCAAAGAGAAAAACUGUAAGAAGGAAUUUUGUGAAUGCACUCACAGAAUUAAAAUCAAGCUUGGAGAGGUUGUAGAAAUGGUGCUGGUGGACGAGGGUAAACAUAUGGACAACAAUCAUCCCAUGCACAUGCACGGAUACAACUUCCGGGUCGUUGCUAUGGAAAAGUUGGGGAACAGCACUUCGGUCGAACAUGUUCGUUUGUUGGAUGAUAUGGGAUUGAUCAACAGAAAGCUUCAUAGAGCCAUUUCAAAGGACACAGUUACCGUUCCUGAUGGAGGUUAUACAAUUAUCAGAUUCCACGCCACCAACCCAGGAUUCUGGUUGUUUCACUGUCACAUCGCCUUCCACAUGGAAAUGGGAAUGAGCAUGGUUCUCCAGGUAGGCGAGCCGGAGCAGAUGCCAAAACCUCCGCCUAAUUUUCCACGAUGUGGCGACUGGACUCCUAAAGAACAGGCCCAAACACCGGAGGACAUAUGUCCCACGCCACCUCCAUCUGCUAACAUGGCUGUAGCUCCGCCCACCUCAGCGGCACCGCCCACCACUACUCUCAGUUCGCCCCGCCCCACGGAAGCUGCCCCUUCUACAGUCCCGCCUUUGCAUCAGAUCUACUUGGGAGGAAUACAACAGACAACUGAUGUAAAUUUAAAGGACGUCACACUUCACUACGCACUGCUCGUUUGGAUGACUGGUAAGAAGAACCCUAUGAAGUCUCCCAAAACUUCCCCAUUGUUUGGAGAUCAUGGCCGCCAUAAAAAUAUGACGGGAGUGAAAUCAAAACACCACAGAAAAAAUAAAAACCUCUCUGGAGGUCACCAAAAACCCUACCAGUCUUCCAAGUCAACACCAAACAACCUACCGCUAAUGAGUAUUAAAUCCGCCAAGGUGCCAAGUUCCUCCAAGAGCAGUAUGAUUGAGUUGACGAACCUGCCAAAAAUGAUAGUUCCAGCUCACUAUAUCAAGAAAAUCAUCUCAGAUCAGCCUUUAUCAAAGUCUAUCAAACAAGGAUCUCGGCGUCAGAGGGGACCAGGAAGUCGGGAACGUACUGGAAGGUUGUCCACGUCUAUAGGGAGUGUAGGCAGGCGAAACAUCACUGUCAACGCCAUUAACAAUCAUAAACAGACGACAUUCCGUGAACGACCACGAGCGUUCCCCAGUAGUGUAAGAAAUGCACCGACAGUUCUUAACACAGUGUCUUCUCCUAAAUUAGACAGGUAUACAAAUGAUCUACAGAAGACAAUGCCGAUGAGAAAGAGGAAUCAUAUCGAUCGUUACGGAAAGUUAAGAAAUAUGUCGGCUUCACGGCAUAGAACUAGUCACAGUUUAUCUCGAGUAAAGCGAGAUUUGGUUAGGAGACUUCAGUCAAAGUCAUCGGCGCCAUCAUGAUGAAGCUAUGUAUUGAACGCCACGGUACAGAAAUCCAAUCCCGCUACUCAAAACGAGAUACGAGACAAUCGACACAAAACACUGGGGUUUAAAGUUCGAAAAGUCAAAUUGUUGUCGAUCGACCCGGUGGACGUGAGCGACUCAGUUCAGAUUGUCGAUAGCUGAUGUAAAGUGCUAUGAGCAUGGCAUUUAUGACGUCACAAACAAUGAGUAAGCUUGUGCCAAAGACUGAAUCGGAUUUGAUAAAUGUUGAUAGCUGGAAGAAAGUUUUCGAUUCACUUGAUAUUGUCACUUGUUUUUGGUUGUUAUUUUGGCGAAUAUAUUAUUUCAUGCAUUCAUCAUGUAAUGUUGUUUAUUGGAUAUCUAUUCAAUGUUUUGCUUGACGAUCAAAUUCUCAACAUUGCGUUAUUGUCUUUCUAUAAACACAUACUUACAUCAUAACAGUUUGUCUGUUUGUUUUUAAUAUUUCCUUUUCUUUUUGCGAAAUUAGUUAGUAGAAAAUUAACUUGUCAUGUGAAAAAAUAUACAUGUACUUAAUGCUCUUUUUCUUUUCUUUUUUAUCAAAACAAGAUUUUGAUUUCCAGAAUAAGAUUGUGGUUUUUUGCAGUUUUCUUUUUUGCAUUGUACAAUAGAAUAAAUAACAUGGUAUCUGGAUAUGGAAUGAUUUAUAUUCCUUUAUCUGUUUUUUGUUUUGUUUAUUUUGGUGAUAUUAUAUAUGUACCCAUAAACAUUUCACACACACGAGAUCAGUUCUUUUCCAUUGUUAUAUUUAGCUCCAACCUCUCGUACAAGUUCAUACUUUAAAAUGCAUCAUACUCAUACGUAUUGUCCCUGACGUUUAUUUAUUUAAUAAUGACUAUUUUUCAAUGUAUUCAAUAUCAGUUAUUACAUUGGGGGGUUCCUUUUACGUUAAUCGGGAUAUAUUGCAACUUUUUGUUUCGUUCUCCAAAAUUCUUUUUCCAUUUUCCCAAGAACAAUGUACAUCUAAAUAGUCACUUUUAUUUCAGAAUACGUAAUCCAGUAAAACACAUACCUCUCUAAUUUAGGAAAUUGGACUUAUAUUUUUGACAAAAGAAUUAAAUAAGAAUUAUGAAAACUA
Messenger RNA from Ostrea edulis (European flat oyster), 5526 nucleotides. RefSeq lists its product as uncharacterized. The record is from RefSeq and is a predicted model, not a curated record. Bases 939 to 4427 code for a protein of 1162 amino acids. Lineage: Eukaryota; Metazoa; Mollusca; Bivalvia; Ostreida; Ostreidae. Gene Ontology annotation, molecular function: copper ion binding; oxidoreductase activity. Gene Ontology annotation, cellular component: plasma membrane. The transcript has 11 exons. Gene Ontology annotation, biological process: iron ion transport.